Messenger RNA from Sebastes umbrosus (honeycomb rockfish), 1382 nucleotides. RefSeq names its product calcium binding protein 4 (gene cabp4). Gene Ontology annotation, molecular function: calcium ion binding. The transcript has 10 exons. The coding region runs from base 76 to 828 and encodes 250 amino acids. Lineage: Eukaryota; Metazoa; Chordata; Actinopteri; Perciformes; Sebastidae. The record is from RefSeq and is a predicted model, not a curated record.
UUAGGUACGGCUGCGUGCGAUAGAGAUACACCUCAUUCACAUCUCUCAACCAAGACAGACUCAGACAACAGAAGGAUGUCUUUGAAAAGUGCAAAGGGAGGACCAGAAAGUCGACCGUCCUCUGCUGCCAGCGCGUCUCCACGAGGGGGGAGGCCUGCAGCCGCUGGCAGAUCGCCCGUUUCGACGAGAUUCAAAAAAAAGGCUCUUCAGCUCAGCCUCUCCAAGAAAUUCUGCUCAAAGUCACCGUCGGCCCAGGAGAAGGGCUCUGUGGAGGAGGACGCAGGUCGGAACAGUAAGAGGAGCCUCAGCAACAGCUCAGCGGUGGCCGCUGCCUACAUUUCCUUCCUCAACAAACUCUUUGGACAGGAGAGAGAGCUGAUGCCAGAGGAGUUGGAUGAGCUCCAGGUGGCCUUUAAGGAAUUUGACUACGACGCGGAUGGCUUCAUCCAUUACAAAGACAUCGCAGAGUGCAUGAGGACCAUGGGCUACAUGCCUACAGAGAUGGAGAUCAUCGAGAUCAUCCAGCAAAUCAAGAUGAAAUGGGGUGGUCAUGUGGACUUUGAUGAUUUCUGCGAGUUAAUGGGGCCGAGGAUGCUGGCUGAGACGGCUCAUAUGGUCGGGGUGAAGGAGCUCCGCUGCGCCUUCAAACAGUUUGACUGUGAUGGCGAUGGAAAGAUCACGCUUGAUGAGCUGAAGGAGGGCAUGAAGACCCUCCUGGGGGAGAAGCUGAAGAAAGGCGAGCUGGAGGAGAUCCUCGGCGACAUUGACCUCAACAAAGACGGCACCAUUGACUUUGAUGAGUUCGUUAUGAUGCUUUCUGCACGGUGACCUCUGAUGGAUGAAGAUAGAGCACACAACACUGGAGUUAACUCAUGAACACUGUCUUCUUCCUGCUGUUGUGAUUAUUUUACUCUGACAUCAUUUGAAAUUGUAAAAACAUAGUUGAGUCAAAGAGAUCUGUUUAUUUUUGCAUAAUAAAAGUUGAGUAAGUGCAGAGGGUAAAGGGUGAGUUAUGAAACACUUAACUGUAUGUAACAACAAUGCUGCAUUGUCGCCCCCUUGUGGUUAGAAAGGUUACAGACUCUUCAGGUCUGAAACUAGAUUAAUGUUCUUUACCAAGUGAUUACUAGUGUUGGAGGAAGUACUCAGAUCCUUCACCUAAGUAAAAGUACAAAUACCAUAGUUCAAAAACGCUAAAUUAAAAGUAAAAGUCCUGGAUUAAUAAUGUUACAAAAGUUGAAGUGCAGAAGUAUUAUCAGCCAAAUGUAAAAUGGUAAAUAAAAGAAUUAAAGUAUUAUAUAUUUUUUUAUAGAAUAUUAUGCUAUUCUGUUUUUAUCCCUAACAAAUUCAUGCAAGAGCUGUAUUAGCUAGUAAAUGUGGAG